This is a messenger RNA of Guyanagaster necrorhizus, 1154 nucleotides long. RefSeq names its product proline-specific peptidase. Lineage: Eukaryota; Fungi; Basidiomycota; Agaricomycetes; Agaricales; Physalacriaceae. Gene Ontology annotation, molecular function: peptidase activity. Bases 163 to 1059 code for a protein of 298 amino acids. Gene Ontology annotation, biological process: proteolysis. The record is from RefSeq and is a predicted model, not a curated record. The transcript is spliced from 7 exons.
CAACACGUAAUCGGCUGAAGCAGCAUCCAGGUUCUCAAAAUGAUGACUCGGCGGCUGGAAGUCUGAUUGAACCGCGAUCUGUUGGAAGACAAGUUCCUCGUGGUUUGCAUAACUGAAUCUUCUAUAUAAAGAGAAACAGGCAAGACACCUGUCCCUUACACGAUGGCCGAAAUCAUUCAACCAACGAAAACGGGAACUGUCGAUUUCGUAGUUGGAGAUCGCACAUUUCAGACAUGGUACAAAAUCUUGGGUGAUUUGAAGACUAGCGAUAAAAGGCCGAUAGUUAUGUUGCAUGGGGGUCCAGGAUUCAAUCAUGUGUAUAUGACACCACACGAAAGACUCUUUACAGACGCUGACAUACCGGUUGUAUUCUACAACCAAAUUGGUCUUCGCCAGUACCCCGACUCACCAGCCGAGUUCUGGACCGUCGAUCUUUUCAAGGACGAACUUGAUAACCUGCUCGAGUAUCUCGGGAUCAGAGACAACUUCGACCUUCUCGGGCAUUCAUGGGGAGGCAUCUUUGGUAGCGACUACGCUUCGAACCGUAUGCACCCAGGAUUAAAGCGUCUGAUCCUUACCAAUACAUUCUGUUCGUCCAAGCUCUACCUUCAAGGCGGAGAGUAUUGGAGAGAUCAUCUUCCCGAUGGGCUCGGCGAGGUGAUCAAAAAGCACCAGGCUGAAGGAACCACAGAUUCUCAGGAAUAUAAAGACGCGCUGGUCGUUUAUCGGAACACGCACCUCUGCACAUUGGCUCCCUUGCCGGAAAAACUCCUCCAAUCGAUAGGGAAUGCCGAAGGCAACAGGCAUCCCGAGUUUGCUAUGAACAAGAGGCUGAAGGAUUGGAGUGUCAUUGACGUCCUGCACAAUGUUGCUUGUCCGACGCUUCUCAUUAGCGCGCCGGAGGAUGAUAUGUGGGAGCCGGCCGUCCGGCCGUUCUUCCUGAAUAUUCCAAAAUGUAAAUGGGUCGAAUUGCAGAAUAGUACGCACGUACCGAUGUAUGAGGAACCAGAUAACUACUUUAAGAUCCUCAUUGAUUUCUUGUCUAAUGUUGACGCCUGAGAGAUUCGCUCAGAACAAUCUUAGAAUGUUGUUGUCCUAGUACUUCCUUCAUUUAGCUACCGCGAAUUGUUUUUUCAAUGGGAUUUAUCUCAUUC